AUGGGCGAUUCGGGCCCAACAUACCUGGGCUUGGACCUCAGCACUCAGCAGCUGAAGGCUAUCGUCGUGGAUGAUCAGCUGAAAGUACUUGACGAAGCUUAUGUUCAGUUUGACAAUGAUCUACCGGAGUUCAGAACAUAUGGAGGAGUAAUAAAUAAAAAAGAAUCGGCAAGUGUAGCUGUAGCGCCAUGUCUCAUGUGGGUGAAAGCAUUAGAUAUGCUCCUGGACAAACUCCGUGUUUGCGGUGUAGAUUUCGCCAGGGUCCAAGGCAUUUCCGGCUGUGCCCAGCAACAUGGGACGGUAUACUGGAGCAAAGGGAGCCGCGAGUUGCUGAGGAAUUUAAGCCCGGAUAAAUUUUUACAUCAACAACUUUGUAAUGCCUUUGCUACUAACUAUUCACCGAUUUGGAUGGACUCGAGUACUUCUGCUGAGUGUGAAAUCCUUGAACAAACUGUCGGUGGUCCACAAAACUUGGCACAGAUAACAGGAUCGAAAGCUUACGAAAGAUUCUCAGGCCCUCAAAUAGCUAAAAUUUGGCGAACUCGUCCAGAUGCUUAUGCUAAUACAGAAAGAAUAUCAUUAAUAAGUAGCUUUGUGGCGAGUCUCCUCGUCGGCGACUACGCACCGAUUGAUUAUUCCGAUGGCUCCGGUAUGAAUCUUCUUGACAUUCGUACUAAAGAUUGGAAUGAUCAGCUCUUAGAGGCUAGUGGACCAGAUUUACGAGGCAAACUUGGCGAGACUGUACCCUCGUAUACAAAUCUCGCUUCAAUCUCAAGUUACUAUGUCGAAAGGUUUGGCUUUUCCGAUCAGUAUGAUCCUAAAACAUUGCCUGAAGGACAUGUUUUGUGUAAUCCUCUAGAUAAAGAUGCUUAUAUGACUAUGCUGUGCUUUAAAAAUGGAUCGUUUACACGUGAAAGAAUACGAGAUAGUGCAGCGGGUGGCUCGUGGCAAAUAUUCAACGAGCUUCUAGACAGCACUCCGCGAGGUAAUUUUGGAAACAUCGCUCUGUACUUCGACGCUCCGGAAAUAAUUCCAGCGCUCGUUGGCGAUCACAGGUUCAACAAAGCCGAUGACAAAAUAUCGAGAUACAGCUCCAAAGAAGUGGAAGUAAGAGCUCUUAUUGAAGGGCAAUUUAUAGCCAAGAGAGCUUACGCUGAAGAUUUUGGAUUUGUUAUUGCUUCCAACAGCCGUAUUAUUGCUACUGGUGGUGCGUCAGCCAACAAAACUAUGCUGCAGGUUCUUGCCGAUGUAUUUAAUGCUCCAGUUUACACAACUGAAGUCGCCAAUUCUGCAGUACUAGGUGCAGCUUAUCUAGCAAAAUACGCUUUGCAUAGAGAUAAAAAUAAUUUUCAAGAAAUUACUAAGUACAUUCCUGAACCACAACUUUUAUGCACGCCGUACAGCGACGCUGAAAGUAUAUAUAAGCCAAUGGUGGCGCGUUAUCGAAGAAUUGUUGCACAACUAUUGAAACAAAAUGCCAGUAGCUGA
Molecule: messenger RNA, 1488 nt
Organism: Cotesia congregata
Lineage: Eukaryota; Metazoa; Arthropoda; Insecta; Hymenoptera; Braconidae
Source: the annotation of a GenBank genome assembly